This is a messenger RNA of Penicillium canariense, 1632 nucleotides long. RefSeq names its product FG-nucleoporin nup42. Lineage: Eukaryota; Fungi; Ascomycota; Eurotiomycetes; Eurotiales; Aspergillaceae. The record is from RefSeq and is a predicted model, not a curated record. The coding region runs from base 1 to 1632 and encodes 543 amino acids. The transcript has 3 exons.
AUGCUCCAGAAUGAGGAAGCUAAUCCCCAUCGAGACCGCUGCAAGUAUGAACACCCGGGUAGAGCCACAGUUGGGACAUCAGGCAACCGCUUUGGUGCGCUCUCUGGUGGUGGAUUUGGAGGCCAAUCCACAGGAUCAAACCAGACGCCUUCAGACUAUGGCGUGACGACAAACGAUAUUAAGCUCGACUUGACACCUGGCAAGGGUCGACCGGAAUGGGUCUUCUCUGCAUACGCACCGACUCGAAAUGCCCCGCGUCAGCUAUUUGGUGGUCCUCAGCGCGAGCAGAGUAUGGAGGAAAUGCGUGUCCGCCAUUACGAACUGACAGCCGCAGGGAACAUGAACCAGGCCAUCCAGGAGGCACAGGCCUUGUGGCAAGAGUCCGUCAAUCAGAUGGAUUCUGCGUUGAAUGAUCUCAACGGUGCCGCCAAGUACAUCAUCGACGGUGGCAACGAACAUCCAAACCGUAUCGACAUCACAACAGGUGGUCAAGACCCUAAUGUGAACCAACCAUCGUCAUUUGGCCAACCCUCGGCUGGACAACCACCAGCUGGCUCAGCUCCCGGUGGAUUUGGGAGUACCAGUAGCGCCUCCACGGGCUGGGGACAGCCUUCGGGAUUCGGACAAGCAUCGGCAUUCGGACAAGCAACCACCCUUGGACAGAACUCUGCUUUCGGACAACCAUCAACUGUUGGACAAACGUCAGCCUUCGGACAGCCCUCAACCCUGGGCCAAUCAUCAGGAUUUGGGCAGCCAUCUACAUUGGGCCAGGGCUCCUCCGCCUUUGGCCAACCUUCAACCCUUGGGGGCGGGCAGACUGGGUUUGGGAAGCCAGCAUUCGGUCAGUCAGGCUUUUCCCAAGCUGGGAACAAUCAGCCUGGCUUUGGCCAGCCCGCUGCUCCAGCAACCGGUGCAUUCGGCACACCGUCGGGUUCCUCUCCAUUCACUCAGGUUUCCCAGAACCAACCUGCUACGGGUUUUGGCGCACCUUCAGGACCAUCGCCAUUCGGACAGCCAUCUGCCGCGCAACAGCCUCCUCCACCAACUGGUUUCGGUCAACGAUCUGCGCCCUUCGGACAGCCUGCCCAGAAUGCGUCGCCAUUUGGCCAAGUCCCACAACAGCAGCAGCAACCAACGACUGGUCCUUUCGGACAGCCAUCUGCUCCAGCUAACCCCUUUGGCGCCCCCUCUACCCAACAACAGCCCGGACCCUCACCUUUUGGCCAGCCUGCGGCUCCACAGGGCGUACCUGUCCAAAACGUGAAUGCUGGUCCCCGUGCAUUUAUCAAACUCGAAAACCCCAACGAAUUGAACCCUCUCCCGCCACUGCAGGGUGAGACCCGACGCGAUCCUAACACUAGACGCCUCACUAUGUGGAAGGGUCGUCCAGUGAAAUACAUUCAUAACGCUCCCUGCUACCUGCACCCUCAGGACAACGCGACCUUCGUCCGCAUCAAUUUCCCGGAUGGGCCUCCAGACGACGCCAGUUUGCGUGACUCCCAAGGCAAGCCCGAGGAAUACACACCCGAAGUUGAGGCAAUGUAUAAGUUUUUCCUUGACAACGGCUACUUCAAGGACGGUAUCAUCCCGGCUGUUCCGCCAAGGAAGGACUACAUCAGCUUUGACUUCUAG